Messenger RNA from Acanthosepion pharaonis, 3303 nucleotides. The record is from the annotation of a GenBank genome assembly. Lineage: Eukaryota; Metazoa; Mollusca; Cephalopoda; Sepiida; Sepiidae.
AUGCGUAGCUCCAAUCAUCUAUCUAUCUAUCUAUCUAUCUAUCUAUCUAUAUUUGAUUUAAUUAUGGGUGAGAAACUAACACUAGAAGAAAGACUUGAAUUUUUUUCUUUUAUGUUUGAAAGAGAUGGAACGACACAUCGCUCUGUUGCUCAAGAAUUCAACCUCAAUCACCCUGAACGAGAGCAACCAUUGAUCCACAUAACUGUCAGACGUUUGAUCAAACGCUUCGAUGAAACUGGCUCAGUUGCUGACCGUCAUAUAUGUGGACGACCACAGAAUGCAACUGAUGAAGAAAGAUCCGCCAUGAUCAUGGCGAAUAUUGCUAAAAGUCCUGUGAUAUCAAGAGAGAGAAGAAGCACCAGACCAGAUCUUUUUUUUAUUCUUUCUUUCUGCUUUUCUUUCUUUCUAAUUUGUCAUUUUCUUUCUUUUCAUUCGACAUUUUCCUUUUUUAUUCUUAUUCGUUCAUUGAUAUUAACUUUCUUUCUUUUCUUUCUUUUUUUCAUUCUUUCUUAUCUUUCUUUCUUUUCUUUCUUUCAUUAUUUCUUUUCUUUCUUUCUUUUCUUUCUUUCAUUAUUUCUUUUCUUUCUUUCUUUUCUUUCUUUCUUUCUUUUUUUCAUUCUUUCUUUUCUUUCUUUGAUUCUUUCUUUCAUUAUUUCUUUUCUUUCUUUCUUUUCUUUCUUUCUUUUCUUUCUUUCAUUAUUUCUUUUCUUUCUUUCUUUUCUUUAUUUCUUUUCUUUCUUUCAUUAUUUCUUUUCUUUCUUUCUUUUUUUCAUUCUUUCUUUUCUUUCUUUGAUUCUUUCUUUUCUUUCUUUCUUUUCUUUCUUUCAUUAUUUCUUUUCUUUCUUUCUUUUCUUUCUUUCUUUUCUUUCUUUCUUUUCUUUCUUUCAUUAUUUCUUUUCUUUCUUUCUUUCUUUCAUUAUUUCUUUUCUUUCUUUUCUUUCUUUUUUUCAUUCUUUCUUUUCUUUCUUUGAUUCUUUCUUUUCUUUAUUUCUUUUCUUUCUUUCUUUUCUUUCUUUCUUUUCUUUCUUUCAUUAUUUCUUUUCUUUCUUUCUUUUCUUUCUUUCUUUUCUUUCUUUCAUUAUUUUUUUUCUUUCUUUCUUUCUUUCACUAUUUCUUUUCUUUCUUUUCUUUCUUUUUUUCAUUCUUUCUUUUCUUUCUUUGAUUCUUUCUUUUCUUUAUUUCUUUUCUUUCUUUCUUUUCUUUCUUUCUUUUCUUUCUUUCUUUUCUUUCUUUCAUUAUUUCUUUUCUUUCUUUCUUUCUUUCUUUCUUUCAUUAUUUCUUUUCUUUCUUUCUUUCUUUCUUUCUUUCAUUAUUUCUUUUCUUUCUUUCUUUUCUUUCAUUCAUUAUUUCUUUUCUUUCUUUCUUUCUUUCAUUAUUUCUUUUCUUUCUUUCUUUCUUUCUUUCAUUAUUUCUUUUCUUUAUUUCUUUUCUUUCAUUCAUUAUUUCUUUUCUUUCUUUCUUUUCUUUUUUCAUUAUUUCUUUUCUUUCUUUUUUUUCAUUAUUUCUUUCUUUUCUUUCUUUCUUUUUUCUUUCUCAUCUGCCAAUUUCUUAUAUUUCCAUAUUCUUCCCUACUUUUUCAUUAUUUACCCUUCUUUCUUUUUCUUUAUUUUAUUUAAUUGCUAUCACCCCAUGCAAGGCGUAAUAGCUACUUCUUCGUCCAAUUUUUUUCUUUCAAAUCGCGCCCUCCUCUUCCUCGUUCAUUCAACAUACCUCUUUUUCCUUUUAUUCAACACAACUAAUUCUUCUUCUUCUUUUUCCUCUCCUUCUUCUUGUUUUCUCCUUCUUCUUUUACAUUCAGCACACUCUUUCCUCCUCCUACUACUACUUCUUCAUUCAGCACACCUUUUCCUCCUCCUCCUACUACUACUUCUUCAUUCAGCACACUCUUUCCUCCUCCUACUACUACUUCUUCAUUCAGCACACCUUUUCCACCUCCUACUACUACUUCUUCAUUCAGCACACUCUUUUCCUCUCCCCCUACUACUUCUUCAUUCAGCACACCUUUUCUCCUCCUCCUACUACUUCUUCAUUCAGCACCUCUUUCCUCCUCCUACUACUACAUCUUCAUUCAGCACACCUUUUCCUCCUACUACUACUACUUCUUCAUUCAGCACACCUUUUCCUCCUCCUCCUACUACUUCUUCAUUCAGCACUCUUUUUCCUCCUCCUACUACUUCUUCAUUCAGCACACUCUUUCCUCCUACUACUACUUCUUCAUUCAGCACACCUUUUCCUCCUCCUACUACUACUUCUUCAUUCAGCACACCUUUUCCUCCUCCUCCUACUACUUCUUCAUUCAGCACACUCUUUCCUCCUACUACUACUACUUCUUCAUUCAGCACACUCUUUCCUCCUCCUACUACUACUUCUUCAUUCAGCACACUCUUUCCUCCUCCUACUACUACUUCUUCAUUCAGCACACCUUUUCCUCCUCCUACUACUACUUCUUCAUUCAGCACACCUUUUCCUCCUCCUCCUACUACUUCUUCAUUCAGCACACUCUUUCCUCCUCCUACUACUACUUCUUCAUUCAGCACACUCUUUUUCCUCCUCCUACUACUACUUCUUCAUUCAGUACACCUUUUCUCCUCCUCCUACUACUACUUCUUCAUUCAGCACACCUUUUCCUCCUCCUCCUACUACUUCUUCAUUCAGCACACCUUUUCCUCCUCCUACUACUACUUCUUCAUUCAACCUGCCUCUUCCUUCUUCCUAUUCUUCUUCUUCAUCUUCUUCAUUCAACCUGCCCCUUGCUUCUUCCUCCUCCUCUCCUUCUUCAUUCAACCUGCCUCUUGCUUCUUCCUAUUCUUCUUCUUCUUCUUCUUCAUCUUCUUCUUCUUCAUCAUUCAACCUGCCUCUUGUUUCUUCCUAUUCUUCUUCUUCUUCUUCAUCACCAUCUUCUUCAUUCAACCUGCCUCUUGCUUCCUCCUCCUCCUCUUCUUCUUCAUUCAACCUGCCUCUUCCUUCUUCCUAUUCUUAUUCAUCUUCUUCUUCAUUCAACCUGUCCCUUGCUUCUUCCUCCUCUUCUUCUUCUUCUUCUUCUUCAUUCCACCUGCCUCUUUCUUCUUAUUAUUCAUUCUUCUUCAUUCAACUUGCCCCUUGUUUUUUCCUUCUUCUUCUUUUUCCUCUUCUUCUUCUUCAUCAUCUUCUUCAUUCCCUAUGCCCUUGCUUCUUCCUCCUCUUCUUCUUUCUUCAUUCCACCUGCCUCUUGCUUCUUCUUCUUCUUCUUCUUCUUCUUCAUUCAAUCUGCCUCUUGCUUCUUCUUUUUCUUCUUAUUCUUGGUAUACAUCUUUACAAAUAUAA